Zingiber officinale is the source of this 2849-nucleotide messenger RNA. RefSeq names its product inactive TPR repeat-containing thioredoxin TTL3-like. The transcript has 7 exons. NCBI's taxonomy places the organism in Eukaryota, Viridiplantae, Streptophyta, Magnoliopsida, Zingiberales, Zingiberaceae. The record is from RefSeq and is a predicted model, not a curated record. Gene Ontology annotation, cellular component: cytoplasm. Gene Ontology annotation, molecular function: protein binding. The coding region runs from base 281 to 2368 and encodes 695 amino acids.
CUUCUUCUUCUUCUUCCUCCUUCUUCUCUCUUCUCCUUGCUUGCGUUCUCUGAUCUGACAUUCCUUGAUCUCUCGUUGAGAUCUUAGUGUUCUCCAUUGCUUUCUCCGGUCUGGUUUGCCCACUUCGAGAUCUCGCAUUUCUUGCUCCCUGAGAGGUUCUUGUACUGUUUGGUGGCGGUUUCUCCUCCCCUGUAGGCAUUGCUACUGUGAGAGUUUACGGGUAAGCGGGGAAGCAGGAGGCGGACGGGAUAUCCGAAGCGGAGACAACGAGGCGGCCGAGAUGUCGCGCGCCGGCGAGACAGGCCGGCCGGAGCAGGGAAGCGGUUCGGUUUCGGCGUCACCCGACCGGAUCCAGCCCGUGGUUGAGAGGUUCAAGGCGGCGCUCGACGUGGAGGAGAACAAGCCCGACUACCCUGACCUCGGGUCCCCCGUCUCCCCUCUACGGCCCCGCAACCCAUCCCAGAGCAGCAGUUGCUCCAGUUCCUCCGGAUCCGCUUCAGCGAAGACCGUCGCGAAUGCCUCCGCUGUCGCUCGGGCUGGGAUUCCUGGCGCGGGCGUGGCCGACGCUGCGCGGCGGAGCCAUUCCGGCGAGCUGUCCGGUGAGAACAGCCCGGUAUCCGUGGAAAUAAAGAAUGUGAGGAGCCCCUUCCACCGUCGAUCGGGUUCUGGGCCGCAGAUCUACUCCGGUGGCAGUGGCAGUAGCAGUAGCGCUGGCGUCGCUGGUAACAGUACGGCCAGCUCUCCUGUAGCCAAUGUGCUUCCUGCGGGGAACAUAUUCCCCUCGGGGAAGAUCGGGAAGACCGGAUUGAUGCAGAGGACGGCGCCGAGGUCCGAUGUGCUUGGUUCUGGUACCGGGAACUAUGGUCAUGGUAGCGUAAUCCGGGGUGGGGUUGCUGGCAGAGGGAAAAUGGAGGAUUCGAGCGCAAGGAGAGACUUCAGCAGAAUCGAUCCCGAGGAAAUAACAAGGGCCGGGAACGAGCUCUACAUGAAAGGGCAGUAUGCAGAUGCUUUGGCCCUCUAUGAUAAAGCGAUUGCCAUGUUCCCCCAAAAUAGUACAUGCCGUAGCAAUCGUGCGGCAGCUCUUGUGGGUCUCGGCAGGGUAGGAGAAGCAGCAAGAGAAUGCGAGGAGGCAAUCCGAUUGGAUCCGACCAACGGGCGGGCGCAGCAUCGCCUAGCAUGUAUAUACAUACGGUUGGGGCUUGUUGAAGAUGGAAGGAAACACCUUUUCUUGACUGGACAACCACCCGACCCUGUUGAGUUGCAGAAGCUGCAAGAAGUAGAGAGGCAUUUGGGGAACUGUGAAGUUUCAAGAAGGAUAGGAGAUUGGAAGGGCGCAUUAAGGGAAGCUGACGCUGCAAUUGCUGCAGGAGCGGAUACUUCUAUGCUGUUUGUUGCAAUGAGAGCAGAAUCUCUCCUCAACCUCCUAAAGUUUGAUGAGGCUGACUCAACUUUUACCAGAUCUCAAGUUGAAGAUUCAAUCCAUGUACUCCCCGCUACCAAAAUCUUUGGUAUGCUCUCCUAUUCCUAUUUCUACAUUGUUAAAGCGCAAGUUGAUAUGGCAUUGGGAAGGUUUGAGAAUGCAGUAACAGCUGCUGAGAAGGCCAGGCAGAUAGAUGCUAGGAGCGUGGAAGUGACAUCAGUAUUGAACAGCAUAAGAUCAGCAGCAAGAGCUCGGGCUCAAGGAAAUGAGCUCUUUAAGUCUGGAAAUUUUGCUGAGGCCUGUACAGCUUAUGGGGAAGGACUAAGGUCCAGUUCUUCAAACCCAGUACUGCUAUGCAAUAGAGCAGCAUGCCGUUCUAAGCUUGGGCAGUGGGGUAAAUCUGUUGAGGAUUGCAAUGAAGCUCUGAGACUCCAACCUAACUACACUAAGGCUCUCCUCAGACGAGCUGAUUCUUAUGCCAAGCUUGAGCGCUGGGCUGAAGCUGUACGAGAUUAUGAAGUGUUGAGGAAAGAGCUUCCUGGGGACAAUGAUGUCGCUGAAGCCUUAUUCCGUGCCCAGGUUGCACUAAAGACUUCUCGUGGUGAGGAUGUCUCUAACUUGAAGUUCGGUGGAGAUGUUGAGGAAGUCACUAGCGUGGAACAAUUCCAUGCAGCAGUAUCUUUACCUGGAGCUUCAGUUGUCUACUUCAUGGCAGCUUUGAACACACAAUGCACUGAAUUAUCCUCUUUUGUUGAUGCACUGUGCAACCGACAUCCAUCUACAAACUUUCUCAAGGUUGAUAUCAGUCGUAGUCCUGCUAUUGCAAAGGCUGAGAAUGUUAGGAUAGUCCCUACAUUUAAGAUCUACAAAAAUGGAAGAAGAGUCAAGGAGAUGAUCUGCCCCAGCCAUCGAGUGUUGGAGUCAUCAGUGAGCCACUACAGUCUUUAAGGUGACAGAAGCAAUUGAGCAAUUUUGAUAGAUCCUGGAAAAUUCACAGCUUCCUCAUUUAGUCUAGAAACUGAGCUACAAGAUACUCAAUUUGUGUCCAAGAGUGAACCUGAAUCCAAAAAAGAGCUCAUAUUCAUCCACGGUUACUUUACUUUGCUUCAACAUUGCCCAUUUUGCUCAUUCUUUCCUACCAUUUUCUGCUCCAUUAUUGCUAUAUCCAAUCUCAUCCCUUUUCCCUGUCAGUCCACCGUUUAUCUUCCAUAUAUGCCUGUACCUGCUCUUCGAGCAGUUUGAUCGAGUGAAGUUGUUGGCUGUUCGCUGCAUGUAUAUACGGCACACAAACAGAUUAUUGGAAGCUGAAGAUGUUAGUCGAUAGAUAGGAGCGACCGGGAGAGGGAAAAAGAGAUGUUCAUUGAUUUUUUUUUUAAUCCUUGUGGAAUUGAUAUGCUACCACUUCUACCAAAUAAAAUAACUUUAUGAA